Molecule: messenger RNA, 843 nt
Organism: Nanorana parkeri
Lineage: Eukaryota; Metazoa; Chordata; Amphibia; Anura; Dicroglossidae
Gene: UPK3A
Product: uroplakin 3A
Exons: 6
Coding region: 40-828 (262 amino acids)
Source: RefSeq, a predicted model, not a curated record
AGUUCUGGAUCGUUUACCUCUGGGCCCCUCACUGCAGCAAUGGGGAAAUGUACAUACUUACUGCUCUUUGCUUGGUUGUUGCAGAAUAAUCUGGCUGUAGCCCUGGUGCCAUUGUUGGCGAGCUCUAAUAUCUGCAAGUUUAACCCCACCCAGACUACCAUUGCUUUGGAAAAGCCCUACUGCUUCUACAUCAGCCCAACAUCAGUGACUGCAUAUCUGUACGUGGUCAGGAACGAUGCCACAAACACCAAUCUCUCUCCUAUCAACUCGUUUGACGCAACAAAAGGUGGAGCCACAGCACCCUAUGUGGCUGCUAUUUUUAGCAAUCCCAAUUGCACCAAUCCUCCCACUACAUCCCAGAUCUAUGACCUCUCCCAGGUGCAGUCAACUCUGAAUAACUAUGUCGUUAGAGUGGGGAAUGAUGACAACUGCUUCAAUAUGAAUACUUGCAACAAACCUCUUCAAAGUAACACCGCAUACAGGUUUAUCUACGCAUUUUACGAUUCAACUCCGAGUUUAGUGUUUCGGUCUGAUUGGUCACCACCAAUUUACACAAAGCAAGGUAAAGAUUCUGGAAGCAUUGACACAUGGCCUGGAAGAAGGAGCGGUGGUAUGAUCGUCAUCACCUCCAUCCUCAGUGUGCUGACUUUCUUUGUCCUAGCAGGUCUUGUGGCAGCUAUUAUCACCAACCUUAUGACUCCAUCAGUCAAUAUGGAGCCCAGCCAACAUGAAAGUCGGACCUCUCACACUGUGCCUCACAAAACGGGAGAUGUCGAGUAUGCCACAGCCCUCGACCCCUCGGAACGUUACGUCAACCCACAAGCCUGAGUAUUCCUUUUAUUG